GAGAGACAGACAAGCUUUAAAGCUCUUCUUCAAAAACUUUACAUUUUCCUAAUUUUGUGACUUUUAUCACAAGUGAACACACACUGACCAUGGAGCAGUUUGCUGCCCCUAAAGGUAGAAAGAGGUGCAGGGAGGCUGAUGUUGAAGAGUCACCACCCAGCAAAAGACACCAUGCUGAGGAAGGACAGCGACUCUCACCAGCCGAAACUGCAGGAACGGCUUUGGUCAAUGAGCCAUUCACCCCGGUGAGCCCUGGUUACAAACUUAAAUACCCUAAAGUGGUGAUGCUGUCUCAGAAGCGGAUGUACAUGAGAGUGUACAAGGAAAUAUCUAAAGAGUACUGUGUCCUUCAUGCACGUGUCGAUGGCCUUGAAACAUGCAGCCAUCUGCAACCAAGACCAAAAAUGUUUCAGAAAGUGCAUGAGGGCACCCAAGCAGACAAGAACUUGCUUGAACAGAACCUGAAUCAAACUAACCUGAGACAGCGCCUCUUUUACUUACACCACAAGCUCUCUCACAUCAAGAGGCUUUGUGAUGAAUUUGACUACUGGAGGAGGAAGCAAUUAAAGACCAAAGCCAAAAGAAGCCAGGACAGAAACAAUCCUGGACAUUUUUAAUCUUACUUUACACCUUCUUUACACCACCUUAUUUUAUUCUCUUCCCUUUCUGUCCCCUUUUUAGCUUUUUUAAAAUGUUCUUCCCUCCAAAUUAUAUUUAAAUUAUAUUUGUUAAAUCUCCCUUAGUCAUACUAUAUUUUACUAUGUGAGUACAACAGUACCAAACCAUGCAGGUGUAAAUGCACAAAUACACAUACAGUCUCUAAUAGCUUCAGCACAUCCCCCAAAGUAAUUCAUGUUUAUUACCUUAUACCUUACAAGAUUAUAGCAACUAAGAUUAAUGCAGUGCACAAAUACACUUCAUACCCUUUAGUACUUGUACUUUAAAUUCUUAAUAUAAAUAUGUAUGAAUUUGCAGCUACAAAACGUUUAAUGUCCUUUUAGAGAGUAAAUUAGUUUUAUAUUAGUAUUUCUAAAGUUGUAUUUUCUGUUUUUUGUAGAUAGUGCUCUUCUUGUUCCUCUGUUGUGACCCUGAACAUGCUGGAGUAAUUAGCUAUUUCUGGUAAAUAGAUGGUUACUCUGUCUCUUACCCGACUAGUUAGCUUAUUAUUCAGGUUGGCUAGUUGGCCUAAGAAGGCCUUGUGCUUGCCCUAACCCAAUAACAAAGAAACAAGAAGAUCUACAGUGUCCACUGUCUACAAAAAACAGACAAAUCUGUAUUCAAUUGUUUUAUUUUAUUAUUUAAGUAUUUUAAAUUUGGCUUAUUUUACAUUUUUAAUGUUAUACUCCAGACCCUGAUGUAUUCAUUUGUGGAACAUGUUAAAGACUGUAUGUGCAUAUUUGCAUUUACGCUUGCAAUUUGAUACUGUUUUACUUACAUUUUAGCAUAUUCUAUUUUUCACUCAAAACACUUUUAAACUCCAAUGAUUGGAGUCACUCUGGUUGAUAGAGGAGAUAAUUAUUCUGUCUAACCCAAUUUAACAGAAAUUAUGAUUUUUCUCUCAUUUUUGUUUACAUUUAAACCCAUUAUCCCCAGCACUAGGACAAAUGCUCUACAUCUUUCUUACCUCACUCUUGACCUUUUUCCUGUUCCCUAAAGUAAAACAUCAAACAAAUAAAAUAUCAGUGCAUUGAAAA
Trichomycterus rosablanca is the source of this 1694-nucleotide messenger RNA. Its product is annotated as RNA polymerase II elongation factor ELL-like. Lineage: Eukaryota; Metazoa; Chordata; Actinopteri; Siluriformes; Trichomycteridae. The transcript is spliced from 6 exons. The record is from RefSeq and is a predicted model, not a curated record. The coding region runs from base 90 to 617 and encodes 175 amino acids. Gene Ontology annotation, cellular component: transcription elongation factor complex. Gene Ontology annotation, biological process: positive regulation of transcription elongation by RNA polymerase II; snRNA transcription by RNA polymerase II. Gene Ontology annotation, molecular function: cis-regulatory region sequence-specific DNA binding.